Nomascus leucogenys (northern white-cheeked gibbon) is the source of this 1035-nucleotide messenger RNA. RefSeq names its product G protein-coupled receptor class C group 5 member D (gene GPRC5D). Lineage: Eukaryota; Metazoa; Chordata; Mammalia; Primates; Hylobatidae. Gene Ontology annotation, cellular component: signaling receptor complex; plasma membrane; extracellular exosome. Gene Ontology annotation, molecular function: G protein-coupled receptor activity; protein kinase activator activity; sevenless binding. The record is from RefSeq and is a predicted model, not a curated record. Gene Ontology annotation, biological process: visual perception; G protein-coupled receptor signaling pathway.
AUGUACAAGGACUGCAUCGAGUCCACUGGAGACUAUUUUCUUCUCUGUGAUGCCGAGGGGCCAUGGGCCAUCAUUCUGGAGUCCCUGGCAAUACUUGGCAUCGUGGUCACAAUUCUGCUACUCUUAGCAUUUCUCUUCCUCAUGCGAAAGAUCCAAGACUGCAGCCAGUGGAAUGUCCUCCCCACCCAGCUCCUCUUCCUCCUGAGUGUCCUGGGGCUCUUCGGACUCGCUUUUGCCUUCACCACCCAGCUCAAUGAACAAACUGCCCCCGUACGCUACUUUCUCUUUGGGGUUCUCUUUGCUCUCUGUUUCUCAUGCCUCUUAGCUCAUGCCUCCAACCUAGUGAAGCUGGUUCGGGGUUGUGUCUCCUUCUCCUGGACGACGAUUCUGUGCAUUGCUAUUGGUUGCAGUCUGUUGCAGGUCAUUAUUGCCAUUGAGUAUGUGACUCUCAUCAUGACCAGAGGUAUGAUGUUUGUGAAUAUGACACCCUGCCAGCUCAAUGUGGACUUUGUGGUGCUCCUGGUCUAUGUCCUCUUCCUGAUGGUCCUCACAUUCUUCGUCUCCAAAGCCACCUUCUGUGGCCCGUGUAAGAACUGGAAGCAGCAUGGAAGGCUCAUCUUUAUCACUGUGCUUUUCUCCAUCAUCAUCUGGGUGGUGUGGAUCUCCAUGCUCCUGAGAGGCAACCCGCAGUUCCAGCGACAGCCCCAGUGGGACGACCCGGUCGUCUGCAUCGCCCUGGUCACCAAUGCAUGGGUUUUCCUGCUGCUGUACAUCCUCCCUGAGCUCUGCAUUCUCUGCAGAUCGUGUAGGCAGGAGUGCCCUUUACAAGGCAAUGCCUGCCCCGUCACAGCCUACCAACACAGCUUCCAAGUGGAGAACCAGGAGCUCUCCAGAGCCCGAGACAGUGAUGGAGCUGAGGAGGAUGUAGCAUUAACUUCAUAUGGUACUCCCAUUCAGCCGCAGACUGUUGAUCCCACACAAGAGUGUUUCAUCCCACAGGCUCAACUAAGCCCCCAGCAAGAUGCAGGAGUAUAA